Coregonus sp. 'balchen' is the source of this 3756-nucleotide messenger RNA. Lineage: Eukaryota; Metazoa; Chordata; Actinopteri; Salmoniformes; Salmonidae. The record is from the annotation of a GenBank genome assembly.
UUGUCAAUAUAAUACAUCAUCUGUGCUUUAGGUCAUGCAUAUGAGUGAGAUCGUCAUCAAAUUAUCCGCCUCUUUUCUGUUGAAAUUCUAAACGUGAUUGGCUGCGCUCUGUGAGGGUCGAUUUCACUGACGCAUUCCGUUUGGAACAAUAAAUAGAGCGAACAAGGCUUCUUCACCUCCACAUCUCUGGGAAGACGCAUGAAGAAGUUCUUGCUUCAACAGUGAUUGAACGGAACUCUUCUGCCCUAUAUAACAUUCUGGAUUGAUAACGUAACACUUGCUUGAACUCUAAUAGCAACAUUGUCUAAGAAACUCUAUUUUUGUACCGUUCAUUUUGAUAUAAAAGGAGAAAAUCUGCCAAAAUGGUGUCUCAGGUCCGUCAGAACUAUCACCGCGAUUGCGAAGCUGCCAUCAACCGGAUGAUCAACAUGGAGAUGUUUGCCUCUUACACCUACACUUCGAUGGUAAGGAGACUGCAAUUGGCUACCAAGCUGACCAUUUUGUUGCUCUACCUAGUCUUUUUUUUUUUCGUCUGACUUUUCUGUAGGCCUAGGCAAAUAACAGCCUUCAGGUAGACCUAUCAUUCAAAUAAAGCUGAUAAAUCUAUCCUAGGACAAAGUGUAACACCUCCUUGAUAGGUUAAUUGGCAAAUUACUAAGUAGGCUAAUGAGUUUCAGGAUCAUAUUGCUGUGUCAAUCAAGUUUAGAUGCCACAAUAACAGAGUGCUGAGUCAUGUUUGACAUGUCUUUCUAACCACACUGUUUUGUGUCUAUCCACCCAGGCUUUCUAUUUCUCCCGUGACGAUGUGGCUCUGCCUGGCUUCGCUCAUUUCUUCAAGGAGAACAGCGACGAGGAGCGCGAGCACGCCGACAAGCUGCUCUCCUUCCAGAACAAGAGAGGUGGACGCAUUUUCCUCCAGGACAUCAAGGUGGGGCCACUGAGCGUCGAAACACAUAAGUUGUAUACUGCGCAACAACAAAAACUUCAAUUCUUCAGAAACGAGGGUUCUCUGGUAGAAAUUGUUCUUAAAGGAUUAUAUCUCAGUUGAAAAGGUUCGACCUGGAACCAAGUGGUUGAUCUAUAAUCUAUGGGAAGAAAGACAGAAAUAAUAUUUCAACUUGUUUUGAUGAGUAAUCAUUCAUGUUAAUACUGAGUUCAUUGUAAGGCACGCCCUGUGUGGCUACCCUGGUAUUAGAGCAAGGUGGCCAGAGGUGAUAAUGUCUUGACUGCUUAGUUCUAAACACACUGCCUCCAUUCCUUCAUAACCACUGAACUGAAAGAGCAUGAGGGGUGUAACUCGAGCCACUAUCAAACUCUCCCAAUGUUAAUAUAAUAUUCACUCACUGGCCAUUUUCAAAUUAAAUUAUAUUGGUCACAUGCGCCGAAUACAACAGGUGUAGACUUUACAGUGAAAUGCUAACUUACGAGCGCAUUCCCAACAAUGCAGAGUUAAAAAUGAAAAAUAUUUGCUAAAUAAAAAAGGAAAUGGUAACACAAAAAUAAUAACGAGGCUAUAUACAAGAAGUACCAGUUCCCGAGACAAUGUGCAGGGGUACGAGGUAGUUGAGGUAAUACAGUAUGUACAUGUAGGUAGGGGUAAAGGUGACAAAGCAAUCAGGAUGUGUGGCAUCAAUAUGCGUGUGUUUUGUGUGAGUGAGCGUAUGUAGUGUUGGCGUGUGCAUAGUCAGUACAAAAUAAAUAAGUAGUGAAGGGGUUAAAUGUAUUAGGUACACCCAUCUACUCUGACCCCACCCCCCUUUGCCUCCAGAACUGCCUGCAUUUUACAAGGUUCCACAGGGAUGUUGGUCCAUGCUGAUGCGAUGGCAUCAGGCAGUUGCUGCAGAUUGUAUGGCGGUAUAUUCAUGCUGCGAACAGCCCGUUCCAUCUCAUCCCAAAGAUUCUCUAUUUGGUUGAGGUCUGUGGACUGGCAGUUAAGUAAACUGAACUCGCUGUCAUGUUCCAGGUGAUGUUUUUCCACUCAAUUGUCCACUGGAGCCUCUUGUUAUUGUUUUUAGCUGAUAGGAGUGGAACCCGGUGUGGGCAUCUGCUGCAAUAGCCCAUCCGUGACAAGGAUCGACGAGUUGUGCGUUCCCGAGAUGCGCUGUUAUUUGUCCAUUUUUGGCCCGCCUGUUAGCAGUUCUUGCCAUUCUCCUUCGACCUCUCAUCAACGAGCUGUUUUCGCCCACAGGACUGCCACUGACUGGAUGUUUUUUGUUUGUCCACCAUUCUUGUUAAACCCUUAAUACUGUUGUGCGUGAGAACACAGGAGGGCGGACGUUUCUGAGAUGCUGGCAACGACUUUCAUACCACGCUCAGGUUGCUCGUUUUGCCCAUCCAAUCAAACAGUAACUGACUGCCUCAAUGCCUGCUUUAUAUCGCAAGCUACGGCCACGUGACUCAGUCUGUAGGAGCGAUCCAUUUUUGUGAACUGGGUGGUUACCUAAUACUGGCCGGUAUACAUUUUACGUAUAGGUGGCCCCAGCAGGAGGUGAACCCACAACCUUUGGCAUUGCAAGCGCCAUGCUCUACCAACUGAGCCACACCGGACCCAUUUAUAUGUGCUUCAUAAACCUGAGCAUAUGUAGUUGUUCGUAGUGACAGGAUGUGUUAAAUUGACCCCAUUGGUUCCAGUUUUGUGCCAGAUAUACUGAUUUUUAAAUGUCGACUUUUAGUCAUGCAUAGAAAUACUUAUGCUAGAACUCCCUAACCCUCCUGUGUUCCCUCCUGUCCUGUGUAGAAGCCAGAUCGUGAUGAGUGGGGCAAUGGCCUGGAGGCCAUGCAGUGUGCUCUGCAGCUGGAGAAGACAGUCAACCAGGCCCUGCUGGACCUGCACAAACUUGCCACCGACAAGGUCGACCCUCAUGUAAGUAUUGUCCCCCAUGUUAUGGUGGAACCACACACAUUAAUGUACAUCACAUAGAAUACUGCCACUGUACUGUCCCAGGAGCUGAUCAGGUUGUUGUAGCUCUGCUAACUAAUGACACAGGCUCGUGUGACCUGCCUCUUCACCCAAACACAAUAGCCCACAGAUGCACACAAACAGGAUGCACACACUUUACACAGACAAAAUGCAGCUCAUGCAGGAGUCGGGACCGCUGCAAACACCUCAUUGAGUUAGUUAUCUGCCCUUAUGUCAUUACCACCAGGCUCUGUGUGUUACUGCAUCUACAGUAGUGGCUGUAGUUAUUCUCUUGUCUGACCUGUGUUUUCCUCCUUUAGCUGUGUGACUUCCUGGAGUCCCACUACCUGAAUGAACAGGUGGAGGCCAUUAAGAAGCUGGGCGACCACGUCACCAACCUCACUAAGAUGGAUGCUGUCAACAACAAGAUGGCCGAGUACCUGUUUGACAAGCACACCCUGGAAGGCCAGAGCUAAACCACGUCCAGGCUACAGCCUCCAGCCUCAGACCAGGACUCCUGGCUUCUCUGAGAUAUCCUACUGGCUUUACAUUUCUAGGGAGGGCAGAGCGUUAAACUGGUACUGCGCAGUGCAACACAGCUGUAACAUUGAGUUUGUUUUGUUGACAACACUAUUUGAUUUUGGAGGGAAGGCAUCUUGUAAAACAAUUAAGUAAAAAAGUCACAAGUUGUUGCUGAUGUUUUCUAAGUGUUGCCACCUGGAGUAAUUUGAUGUUGUAUCAGUCUAUUCAGGUGCUUUGCUCUGUCUUACUGAACAUCUCAAUACCCAGUACACGGGUCAUCUAUAAGUGUAACUAGUCAUUUUUUAUCUGCACUGAAUAAAACCUUUUGCGCUGGA